UUUAGGGACAAUCCUGAUGGCGAUCCUGAUGAUGAUGAUGCCUACGAUAAUUUGGCUAAUGAUCUGGAUCAGAAGUUGAACGACAUGAAAGAUGAUUACGAUAAAAGGGUUCAAGAGAGGAAAGAUAAAGUUAACAAGGACAGGGAGACUAUAAAGCGUGUGAACGACAAAGUCGUUGAUAUAUACCACGAAAUCGUCGAUAAAUACGGUCCAGUGGACAAAUGGCCUCCUGAAGUAAUCGACAAGUUCCCAGGAGGAAAAGAGGUUGCAGAUCUUAUUGCAGAACUAGAAAGAAACAAGGAAAAGUUUGGUCCCCAUGCGGUCCAGCCACCGAGAACCAAACCACCCAAGGAUUUCUGGAAGAAAUUCUUGAAGGGAGAUUGGGAUUAUGGGUGGGAACUCGAGAAGAAAUGGCUCAUUGGCAAAGCCAUUGGUGCUACCAAUCCGAAAAUUGAUACCAAAAACAAGCCCUAACUGUUAAGGCUUCUUGUACCCAUGGUAAAAUAAAACAUAGGACAAAAUUACUUUUAUCAGCCAUAAAAAUAAUACAAACUACAUUUAUUUAUUUCAUUCAUACUGCUAUUUUUACAGGACCAUCCCAAUACAAUAGUGUAGCACAACCUAUAACGUCAUAAUCACAUUGAUUAUUGAAAAUUAAUAACAAGUCAUUAAGGC
Hyposmocoma kahamanoa is the source of this 675-nucleotide messenger RNA. RefSeq lists its product as uncharacterized. Lineage: Eukaryota; Metazoa; Arthropoda; Insecta; Lepidoptera; Cosmopterigidae. The transcript has 4 exons. The record is from RefSeq and is a predicted model, not a curated record. Bases 85 to 474 code for a protein of 129 amino acids.